This is a messenger RNA of Scleropages formosus (Asian bonytongue), 10839 nucleotides long. Its product is annotated as spectrin beta chain, non-erythrocytic 1-like. Gene Ontology annotation, cellular component: spectrin. Gene Ontology annotation, molecular function: phospholipid binding; structural constituent of cytoskeleton; actin binding. NCBI's taxonomy places the organism in Eukaryota, Metazoa, Chordata, Actinopteri, Osteoglossiformes, Osteoglossidae. The coding region runs from base 638 to 7834 and encodes 2398 amino acids. The transcript is spliced from 40 exons. The record is from RefSeq and is a predicted model, not a curated record.
AGCGGUGUGUCGCGACGCACAGCGCAAAAGAAAGUGCGUUUUAAACGAGGGAGAAACACACUCACACGUGGCCGAAAGAACGCGAAAUCCGAAGAGAGCGGAGCGAACGAACUGCCCCGACAGCAGAGUGCGGUGCAGCCUGAGGCCCGCAGUAUGUAGGGUGCGAACCCCGCGCUUCGGGAUGGUUCACGGAGAGCUUCCCCCCUCCUCCUUCCCCCCGCACUGCCAUUCAUCCUUUCUUCUCCAGCUAAACAGGAGGAGAAAAGGACGAGAGCAGGAGGACAGCGGAGCCCCCGCCGCCCUCCAGCAGCACAGCCCCGCGUUCUCCUUCCUUUAACCCCCCACCCUGCUCGCCGCAAUUUUUAUUUAGCUCCUUGGAUUUCUGAAUGUUCCGCGAGGCUCCGCGCUGCGCGAGCGGCGUGGAAAUGAGGGAGUCCACGGCGCGGAUUUAACGGACGAGCAGCGGCGCGGUUCGCGUCAGCGGCGACAGACGCGCCUCCUUCACGUCUCGACCGUUUCGUUUGUGACGAGAAAGAAGUACAUUCGCAAAUAUUUGGGGGCUUCUUCGACUAGAGAGAGAGAAAAAAAAAAAACGGCUGCGGAACUGGUUGGAUGGUUGGCCUCUGCCUAGGACACCAUGAGCACCAUCUCCCCCACCGACUUCGACAGCCUUGAGAUCCAGCAGCAGUACAACGACAUCAACAACCGCUGGGACCUGGCGGCGGAGACUGACUGGGAUAAUGAGAACAGUUCGGCGCGCCUCUUUGAGCGCUCGCGCAUCAAGGCCCUGGCGGGGAUGGAGCUGGAGCAGAAGCCCAGUGAGCCUUGCCUCUCUCCAGCUGCUUAUUUCAAUCAGGUUCAGGUCUCCAGCAUCCUAGAAGGGCGGUUCAAACAGCUGCAAGAUGAGCGUGAGGCAGUGCAGAAGAAGACCUUCACCAAAUGGGUAAAUUCCCACCUGGGACGAGUCACGUGCCGCAUCGGGGACCUUUACACGGAUCUUCGUGAUGGACGCAUGCUGAUCCGCUUGUUGGAGGUGCUGUCGAGCGAACAGCUGCCCAAGCCCACUAAGGGCCGCAUGCGGAUCCAUUGCCUGGAGAAUGUGGACAAGGCGCUACAAUUCCUCAAGGAGCAGAAGGUCCACCUGGAGAACAUGGGGUCUCACGACAUUGUUGACGGCAACCACCGCCUCACCCUGGGCCUCAUCUGGACCAUUAUUCUCCGGUUCCAGAUCCAGGACAUCAGUGUGGAGACAGAGGACAAUAAGGAGAAGAAGUCAGCUAAAGAUGCCCUCCUCCUUUGGUGUCAGAUGAAGACUGCAGGGUACCCCAAUGUGAAUGUUCACAAUUUCACAACCAGCUGGAGAGAUGGCUUGGCUUUCAAUGCCAUUGUACACAAGCACAGACCAGACCUGAUUGAGUUUGACACGCUGAAGCGAUCCAAUGCGCACUACAACCUGCAGAACGCCUUCAAUGUGGCAGAGAAGGAGCUGGGUCUCACCAAGCUGCUGGACCCUGAGGAUGUUAAUGUGGACCAGCCCGAUGAGAAGUCUAUCAUCACCUAUGUGGCCACCUACUACCACUACUUCUCUAAGAUGAAGGCCCUGGCAGUAGAGGGCAAGCGGAUUGGCAAGGUGCUAGACUAUGCCAUCGAAGCCGACCAACUGAUAGAGAAGUAUGAAACACUGGCAUCAGAGCUAUUGCAGUGGAUCGAGCAGACCAUCCAUACUCUCAACGAUCGGCAGCUGGCAAACUCCCUGAGUGGUGUGCAGAACCAGCUGCAAGCCUUCAACACCUACCGCACUGUGGAGAAGCCCCCAAAAUUCACAGAAAAGGGGAACCUGGAGGUUCUGCUCUUCACCAUCCAAAGCAAGAUGAGAGCCAAUAACCAGAAGGUUUACAUGCCUAGGGAGGGCAAGCUCAUUUCAGACAUCAACAAGGCCUGGGAGCGCCUGGAAAAGGCAGAGCAUGAGCGUGAACUAGCACUGCGAAAUGAACUGAUUCGUCAGGAGAAGCUGGAGAUGUUGGCGGCGCGCUUUGACCGCAAGGCUGCAAUGAGGGAAACGUGGCUCAGCGAGAAUCAGCGCCUGGUAUCUCAGGACAACUUUGGCUUUGACCUGGGUGCGGUGGAAGCGGCCACUCGCAAGCACGAGGCCAUCGAGACGGACAUCGGGGCUUACGGCGAGCGCGUAGCAGCCGUUGAGGCAGUGGCCCGUGAGCUCGAGGCAGAAGGCUACCACGAGGUGCGGCGAGUGCUGGCACGGCGUGACAAUGUACUGCGCCUCUGGGAGUACCUGCGGGAGCUGUUGGCUGCACGCCGCGAGCGCCUCAAUGCACACCGAGAUCUGCAGAGGCUGCUGCAAGAGAUGAGCUACAUCAUGGACUGGAUGGGUGACAUGAAGGGACGUCUGCAGUCACAGGACAGUGGGAAGCACUUGCACGAUGUAGAUGACUUACUGCAAACCCACACCCUGGUGGAGGCUGACAUCUCUGCUCAAGCUGAGAAGAUCCAGGAUGUCCAGGCUGCAGCCCAGCGCUUCAUCAGUUCUGAUCAGAGCUAUAAGCCAUGCGAACCAGCACUGGUCAGUGAGAAGGUGUCUAGGCUGGGCAGGGCCUAUGAGGAAUUGGGCCGCCUGGCAGCAGAGCGGCGGGCCAGGCUGGAGGACUCACGGCGCCUCUGGCAGUUUCUGUGGGAGCUGGGCGAGGAAGCGGCCUGGAUGCGUGAGCAAGAUCAGAUCUUAGUGGGUGGAGAUUGUGGGCGUGACCUUAGCUCCGCCCUGCAUCUGCUGAGCAAGCACGAGGCCUUCCGUGAUGAGAUGGCUGCCCGCUAUGGUCCUCUCAGCAACAGCAUCGCUGCUGGCGAAGCCCUUGUGCAGGAGGGUCACGUUGGGGCACCGGAGGUCGUGGAGAGGAUCCGGGAUAUCCGUGCACAGUGGGCGCACCUGGAGCAGGCCUCCCAGCUGAGGGAGCAGCGCCUGAAGGAGGCAGUGGCCCUGCACCAGUUUCAGACAGACGCCAAUGAUAUGGAGGCCUGGAUCAUGGAGGCACUGCGCCAGGUGUCGAGCCAGGAUGUGGGCCACGACGAGUUCUCUACCCAGACGCUGGCCCGCAAACAGCGGGAGGUGGAGGAGGAGAUCCGGAGUCACCGCACAUUGAUCGAUUCACUGCACGAGCAGGCGCUAGCUCUUCCGCCAGCCCAUGCCCGCUCUCCCCAGGUGGAGGGUCGGCUGCCGGCUAUUGAACAGCGGUAUGAGGAGCUGGAGGCCCUCUCAGCAGAACGGCGACAGGCUUUGGAAGGUGCACUAGCCCUGUACCGCAUGUUCAGCGAGGCAGGGGCCUGCCAGCUCUGGGCCGGGGAGAAGAAGCAGUGGCUGGACAACAUGGAGAUCCCCAGCAAACUAGAAGACCUAGAGGUUGUGCAGCAGAGAUUUGAGACCCUGGAAACGGAGAUGAACAACCUGGGUACGCGCAUCAGUGAUGUGAACCAGGUGGCACAACAGCUGCUUGGCACGGACCACUGCAGCAAAGAGCAGAUCCAUCAGACCCAGGCCCAGCUAAACAACUGCUGGAAAGAGUUCCAGCAACUUGCUGACCAGCGUAAGCAGGCCCUGGAAUCAGCACUCAACAUUCAGAACUACCACCUGGAGUGCAAUGAGAUCCAGAGCUGGAUGCGGGAAAAGACCAAGGUGAUCGAGUCCACUCAUGGCCUGGGCAAUGACCUGGCAGGGGUUAUGGCCCUACAGCGUAAGCUCACAGGCAUGGAGCGUGACUUGGAGGCCAUUCAGGGUAAGUUGGACAAUUUGCGUCAGGAGGCCCAGAAACUGGCCCUUGAACACCCAGACCAGGCUCCAGAAAUCCAAGCUCGUUUGGGAGAGAUCCAAGAAGUGUGGGAAGAGCUGAAUGCCACCAUGAAGCGACGUGAGGAGAGUCUGGGUGAGGCCAGUAAGCUGCAGGGCUUUCUGCGGGACCUGGAUGACUUCCAAGCCUGGCUGUCACGUACACAGACAGCGGUGGCCUCUGAAGACAGCCCCACCUCGCUUGCUGAGGCUGAGCGCUUACUUGCCCAGCAUGAGGGUAUCAAGAACGAGGUGGACAACUACCGUGAGGACUACGAGAAAAUGCGUGCACUGGGUGCAGAGGUGACCCAGGGUCAGACGGAUGCUCAACACAUGUUCCUGGCCCAGAGGUUGCAGGCACUGGACACUGGCUGGCAUGAGUUGCGUCGCAUGUGGGAGAACCGCCACAGCCUGCUAGCCCAAGCCUUUGACUUCCAGACCUUCCUGCGAGAUGCCAAGCAGGCUGAGGGCUUCCUUAACAGUCAGGAGUAUGUGCUGUCACACACGGAGAUGCCAGCAAGCCUUCAAGGGGCAGAGGAUGCCAUUAAGAAGCACGAGGACUUCCUGACAACCAUGGAGGCCAGUGAGGAGAAGAUCAUGGGCGUGGUUGAGUCUGGCCGGCGGCUGGUCAGCGACCUCAAUGCCAAUUCCGAUAAAAUCCAAGAAAAAGCUGAUUCUAUCCAGGAGAGACAUAAGAAAAACAAGCAGGCUGCCCAUGAACUGCUGGCUAGACUGAAAGACAAUCGUGAGCUACAGCACUUCCUACAAGAUGGACAGGAGCUCACUCUCUGGAUCAAUGAGAAGAUGCUUACAGCCCAGGACAUGUCUUAUGAUGAGGCCAGGAACCUCCACAGCAAGUGGCAGAAACACCAGGCCUUUAUGGCUGAGCUGGCCUCCAACAAGGACUGGUUGGAUAAGAUUGACAAGGAGGGCCAGGCUUUGGUGAGGGAGAAGCCAGAGUUGGAGUCUGUGGUGAAGCAGACGCUUGUAGGCCUGCAAAGGCAAUGGGAGGAGCUGGAGGCCACCACCCGUACCAAGGCACAGUGCCUCUUUGAUGCCAACAGGGCAGAACUCUUCACCCAGAGCUGUUCGGCCCUUGAGUCUUGGCUGAAGAACCUAUCCGCACAGUUGCAGAGCGAUGACUAUGGCAAGGACCUGACCAGUGUCAACAUACUGCUCAAGAAGCACCAGAUGCUGGAACACCAGAUGGAGGUGCGUGAGAAGGAGGUGCAGUUGUUGCAGUCACAAGCACAGGCCCUCACCCAGGAGGACGCCGGCCUGGCUGAGGUAGACGGCCAGCAGAGACAUGUUGCCGAAAGCUUCGCCCAGCUCCAGGACCCUUUGAAGAAGCGGCGGCAGCAGCUGCUGGCCUCCAAGGAAGCUCAUCAGUUCAACCGUGACCUGGAGGAUGAGAUUCUCUGGGUGAAGGAGAGAAUGCCACUGGCAACCUCUACAGACCACGGCAAGGAUCUGCCUAGUGUGUUGCUGCUCAUCAAAAAAAAUCAGACGCUUCAGAAGGAGAUCCAGGGCCACCAACCCCGGAUCGAUGACAUCCAGGCCCAUGGGCAUUCUAUGAGCCGAGGCCAGGAGCAGGUGGACAGUGAGCACCCGUCCCGGCAGGAGGAGCGCCUGGCAGAACUACGCGAAUUGUGGGCACGCCUGAUUGCAGAGACAGAGGAGAGGCGCGUCCGGCUGGUGGAAGCCCACCGAGCACAGCAGUUCUACACUGAUGCGGCUGAGGCAGAGGCCUGGAUGGGCGAGCAGGAGCUGCACAUGAUGUCGGAGGAGAAAGCCAAGGAUGAGCAGAGUGCCUUGGCUAUGGUAAAGAAGCAUCAGAUCCUGGAGCAAGCUCUGGAGGACUAUGCCCAGACCAUCCACCAGCUGGCCAACAGCAGCCGGCUCAUGGUGACCGCGGAGCACCCUGAGAGCGAGCGGAUCACGUUGCGGCAAGCCCAGGUGGACAAGCUGUAUGCUGGACUUAAAGACUUGGCAGAGGAGAGGCGAGGCCGUCUGCAAGAACGCUUGCGCCUCACCCAGCUCAAGCGGGAAGUGGACGACCUAGAGCAGUGGAUUGCCGAGAGGGAGGUGGUCGCCGGCUCCCAUGAGCUGGGCCAAGACUACGAGCACGUCACGAUGUUACGGGACAAAUUCCGCGAGUUUGCACGGGACACCAGCACAAUCGGGCAGGAGCGCGUGGAUGGCGUGAACGCCCUAGCUGACGACCUGAUUGAGUCCGGACACCCAGAGAAUGCCAGCGUAGCCGAGUGGAAGGAUGGCUUAAACGAGGCGUGGGCCGACCUCCUGGAGCUGAUUGAUACACGGACACAGAUGCUGGCCGCCUCCUACGAGCUGCACCGCUUCCACCAGGAUGCACGUGAGGCGCUAGGUCGUGUGCGCGAGAAGCACCAGGCGCUGCCCUCUGACCUAGGCCGUGACCUCAACACCGUGCAGCACCUGCACCGACAGCAUACGGCCUACGAGCAUGACAUCCAGGCACUCAGCGGGCAGGUGUGUCAGGUGCAGGAUGAUGCAGCGCGGCUGCAGAAAGCUUAUGCUGGUGAAAAGGCUGAUGACAUCCACCGGCAUGAGCGUGCCGUGUCAGAGGCCUGGGAAGCGCUGCUCGCUGCCUGCCAGGCUCGUCGCCUCCUCCUGCUGGACACUGUGGAGAAGUUCCGCUUCUUCAACAUGGUGCGCGAUCUCAUGCUGUGGAUGGACGGGGUCAACCUGCAGAUCGAUGCCCACGACAGUCCUCGGGAUGUGUCCUCAGCAGGACUUGUCAUUGCCAACCACCAAGACAUAAAGUCAGAGAUCGAAGCCAGGGCUGUCAGUUUCACAGUCUGUAAGGAGAUGGGUGCUACACUAAUCAGCAAAGGGCACUACGCUGCUGAUGAGAUCCAGGAAAAGCUGGACCAGCUGCAGGCAAAGAGGGAUGAGAUCAACAAGAAGUGGCAUGAUAAGAUGGACCAUCUCCAAAUCGUGCUGGAAGUGCUACAGUUUGGACGUGAUGCCUCUGUCGCUGAGUCCUGGCUGGCAGGCCAGGAGCCACUAGUGCGGGCAGCAGAGCUGGGCUCCAAUGUGGACGAGGUAGAGAGCCUCAUCAAGCGGCACGAAGCCUUUGAGAAGCUGGCAGCAGGCUGGGAGGAGCGUUUCAUCCAGUUGGAGAAGCUGACCACGCUGGAGGAGCAGGAACUCAAGAGGAGGAGGGAGGAGGAAGAAAGAGCACGUCGGCCCCCGACACCACCCCCCGCUGAAGAGGUGGCACCAUCUGAUGCAGAGAGUCAGAUGCACGACUCUGCUGCCAGGACUAGCCUGGACCAGACAACCCUGAACCAGUCGGUGUCCGUUAACGGCAUCCACAGCGAUCUAGAAACUUCUCAGGGUUCUCAAACUGAGACAGUGAACGGGCCAGGCCGAGACAGUGGACUGGCCACUUCCUCCCGCAUAGAUCCUUCUGCCCCCUUUGCCACACUGCCCAGUAAGGGUGUAGCUGAGCCUACACCUGUAGAGACCAUGGAGGGAAUGCUGUGUCGCAAGCAGGAGAUGGAGUCUCACAACAAGAAGGCAGCCAGCAGAUCCUGGCAAAAUGUUUACUGCGUGCUGAGAAAGGGAAGCUUGGGCUUUUACAAGGACAACAAGGGUGCCACCAAUGGUAUCCCAUACCAUGGAGAGGUGCCUGUUAGUCUGAGUGAGGCCUUCUGUGAGGUGGCCCAUGAUUACAAGAAGAGGAAGCAUGUCUUUAAGCUCCGGUUAGGUGAUGGGAAGGAAUACCUCUUUCAAGCAAAAGAUGAGGCUGAGAUGAGCUCCUGGAUACGCUCCAUCAUUUCCUCGAUCCCCCCGAGUGUGGGAGGUUCACCCGGGGGCCAGCGGGGCUUGAGCCGAGCCAUGACCAUGCCACCCAUUUCUCCUAGCUCAGCAGAGGGCAAUGUUGUCGUCAUGCGAAACAAAGAGGGCAAAGAGAAGGACCGUGAGAAGAGGUUUAGCUUUUUUGGCAAGAAGAAAUAGGGUUGCCCCCCCGGUGGAGAAGCCCGACGAGAACAUCCAGAAAGGACAACGCUCUGAUACAUGGACAAAUUGGCCUCGGGCCCCUUACAGGCCAGUCGACGUGUCACUUGCGUGGCUCUAACAGAGCUCUCUAUGUUCACCUUUGUCUAACCUGUAAUGGUAGCUCCUGUGUCAUUCUCAAGUGGAGGGGUUUGCGGGAGCAGGAUUCCAUCCCUGAGUUUCUGCAGAGAGCUCAUUUGGGACCGACAAUAGAAGACAAUAAUUAGAAGGCCCUGGGAGGGCGGGGGCGGGGGUGUCUGAGUUGGGCAGGUAGCAGAGGCAAGGCCUAGAACCACCAGAGACAGAAACAUCAUAGAAUCCAUUUUAUUAGGUUCCUCCCCUUUGUUUCCUCAUCUUUAGACUGGUUCGGCCUUCAAGCAAGCAGGCUUCGAGACGGCUAGAAGCAGAGAGCCUCCUGUGGGCGUCUCAGACACCUCUUUCUUUUCUCCUUGUUAGACUGCUUGAAGGAACGCACUGAAUUCAUUUCUUUGGGUAUUGUUCAUAUUAACAGCAUUAGUAAUGUUAUUCUCAUCAUUAUUACUAUUAUUACUAUUUGUUAUUUAUCUUUUUGCUGUUGCAGUUUUUGACAAAAAAAAGCUUAUUAAGGAUUAUGUAAGUAUAGGUAACUUGAGACCCAAUGCAAUGAAAAAAUUAACUGAUGUGAUUUUGCAGGACCAUGUUGGUCACUGUUUGUUUUUCCUAAAGUACCAGCUUUUAAUGUGUUUAAAACAUACAGUACAUUAUGGCAGUUAGGGUUUUAAAAUCGUUUUAAAUAAUUAUGUCAGUUUAACUAUUUAAAGAGUUGUUUUUAUUGUUAUUUUUUUCUGCAAUUUAACUGUUUUGUUCUUUUGGGGGAAUUAUUUUGUAGAGGUUCUUUUGGAACAUUGUAGCUAAAUAGGGUUGAGUUGUGGUGGUUCUGUUUUUGCACUUUUCCUUUAUGUUUCCUGGGUCUUAGGUCAGUGCCAUCCAGCUCCAUAAAGAGAAAAAAAAUUUUAUAAAAAGUGAGGGUUAAGUUGCUGAAGACUUUGGUUUGAACUUGUAGUUGACACUGCAAUGAUCUUAUUUUAACACUGCCUUGCUUGGUUAUUUUCUGACUUCUGUAUCGUUUUUCCUUUCUCACAAAGACAUAUGUUGUUUAUUGGUAUAAAGGGUCCAUCUAAUAAGUGAUUUUGAACAAUAGAAGAUCAAAUCAGAAAGGUGUUAGAGAGACGCAAGGGUGAUCAGUUGGGGUUGCAAUUGCUGGGAUGCGUGCUAGACAUGAAUGUGUGUAAAAUGUGAAAAGCUGUGCACUGGAUGAGAGUUAAAACAUUUCAAAAUGAAGCAUCAGAUAUUUAAACAAAUAGAUUUUGUUGCUGCCAGCAGGUUCCACAUACAGUUACCUCUGCUGGUUUAGUUUUUACUUGUUUAUUCAGCCUUUGGAGCAAUUAAGCUUGUUUUCUUCUUCCUAUACUUCAUAGGAACAGGGAAAUGUUGGAAGUAAAAAUAUGUUCAAAAAGCACAUCUGUUUCAUUGGCAAAAUAUAUGCACACUUAUUUUACAUCAGCAGCGUAUGGGUAUACAAGUUGGAAGACUGUUACCAAAGUCCUAUAAGAGAACAGGUUCUGGCAUCGUUUGUAGUUGGGAGGAGUGAAAUGAAAGGGAAGCUGUGUGGGGAAUUUCUGAAGGAUGAGUUUCUUUCAGGGCAACAGGAAUUAGUUUUGGUUGUGGCCUUUGAAUAGGAAACCCUCCAAAACUGGUGACAGUAGGCUUGAUCUCACACAUAUUAUCCUUGCCCUAAUCAUCAUCUUAUUUCAGCAUAGCAUCUCUAGCUGUGUGUUAGAGUUUGCCAUGAAGCUUAAACACAACAACACGUGUUAAAUCUUUACUGCGAUACACUGAAGCUGUACUGUGUGUCCAGGCUUCGGCCACAAGGCUGAUGAUGGAUAUUCCGAUUGAACUGGAGAUGAUCACGGUAUGAGAGGUAGAUACAGGCCCACAGUCAGCUUAACCCCCAAGUUACUGGAGCAGUAACACAGAGUGGUGGUCUCUUGCUGCCCAUGAACGAUGAUGCUGUGACUACAACCAUCUAGACUACUGUAUAACUGGCUGUUCACACACUCGCUCGUACACAGCUGCCCUUACGAGUGACCAGACAGCAGUGGGCAGUGAAAUGUGGCACCAGACCAGUCCUAAAGCUGCUCAUGCAAGAAAUCACUCCCUGCAUAGGGCACGUUUCCGGCUUCAAUACAGAUUUUGUCAAGUAAUCACUUGCAUAUCGUUAAGCCGCCUGCAUACAGCAUCGAAACAAACACACAGGCUCCUUUCUGACAGGCCUGUACUAGAAUGCCCUUUUGGCCAACAAACUGCAAAAGUUGCUAAUUAAACUUGUAGGAGCUGAACAGCGUGAGGUGUGUAAUUUACCUGUGGUGUAAAAAUACACCUAUGGUGUUAGAAUACAUGGAGUACAGUAUAGACAAAAAAGGGAAAAACAUCACUUGGAUGAUGUGUGUCAAACUCUGGAGCAGUGAAAAAGCUAAGAGCACAUGUCCUGACAUACAUACCUAGGACCUAAAGGUGUUGUAAAGUAAACUGCAUUAUUCAUACGUCAAAGAGGAAAAAGUAUAUUUUGAAGAGCACCUCAUUGUUGUACACAUGAACACUCGGUGUGAACUGAGGGUCUGUUGCACACCAGGCAACGUUUGAAUGUAGACUGAGUAACAUCUUUAUGCUCCACAACAACUUUUUCGUUAUGAUCUUAUAAAAAUGACUAAAGUAGAUAAGACUAGGUGAUUAAGGCAAGGUUUUGGGAAGUUUUACAUAUAUGACAGUACAUUUUUGGGAACAAUGUAACUGCAAAUACAGAAGUGGAUAGAUUUUAUUUUUGCUUUAUUCAUUCACUAUUAUUGGAAGAAACACAAACUUUUCAAGGGUUAUUUAAUCCCAGUGAUGCUAACAAUACUCAAAUAGGAUACCAAAAAUUAUAUAAA